GGGAUGUGUUUUGUUUAUGGAUGUGUCUAUUUUUGUAUGUCGUUUUCCACCUUUUCCCCGCAAUGGAUUUUUUUCUCUCGUUCACUAUCAUUUCUAGUUGGUGGCGGUAAUGCACGAACAACAUUGAAUGCCAACCGCCCUUAAACCCCGUCGAAGAAGAAAAAGCGAGUUUGACAAAUCCCGGAACUUAUCCGCGGAGUGUGAAAGUAGGAUAUUUCUCUAUAAUUUACAAUUUUGUCCAACAUUUUUUUUAUCAUAGUGCAUACAUAGGCAUAAGCUAUUUACAUCGAAUGUUAAACGGUAUGCGGGUUUCAUUUUGUGUACUUUAGAAAUAGACAACAUUGUCGUUAAAUGUGUUGAAGUUAACGUUACAGUCGUGGAUUUCUGACUAACGUAACGUUUCACUUCCAGAUUCAGUUCUGUAUUUCGAUUCAACGCCGCUUAAUCUCAUUAGCCUACUGCUCAUUUCGUUCUGAAAUCAACUAUUGAUACUUUUACAUAAUGAGAUAUUGCGCUUUAUUAUUAACAAUGUAUGCGCUGGUAUAAUCUCAAUGCUAGAGGGGACAUACCGAGGUCGGACCAGGUAGACAGCCACCAUGGCUGCAGUGCAGGACUCUAUCUACAUGAAAUCCUCUGACCUUAUCAAAAAGGAGCCUCUGGACUACGGCGGCUUCGGUACCGUGUACCUGUGCUAUCACAAAACCCUCGGUCAGGUGGUUCUGAAGAGCGUCUACACCGGACCACCGCGCAAUGAGGGCAAUAAGCAGUCCCUGCUAGAAGAGGGCAGCCUGAUGACCAGACUGAACCAUGAGCGGGUGGUCAGGCUGCUGGGGGUGAUCCUGGAGGAUGGGGACUACUCUCUGGUCAUGGAGCUCCUCCCUAAAGGCAACCUGCUGGCCAUGCUGGACCAGGUUUCUGUGCCGAUAUCUAUCAAGGGCAGGAUCAUAUUGGAGAUUCUGGAGGGGAUGGUGUACCUGAUGAAGAACCGUGUCAUACACAAGGAUCUCAAACCAGAAAACAUACUGGUGGACAACGAUUUUCAUAUUAAGAUUGCAGACCUGGGCCUGGCCACCUGUCAGACGUGGAGCAGACUGACUAAGGAGGAGUCUCGCAGGCAGAGCCGGCUAGGACGUAUGGGGGCUGGAGGAGGGGGGACCAGGGCAGCUGGUACUCUGUGUUACAUGGCUCCUGAGCACCUUGACAGCAUCCAUACACUCUCCUCUGAGAAGUCUGACAUCUAUAGCUUCGCUAUUGUCAUCUGGGUCAUCCUCACUGCCAGGGAGCCCUUUGAAAAUGCUCGGAGUGAGGACCAUAUCUGCCAGUGUGUCCGUAAAGGCGAUCGUCCGAAUGAAUACCUCAUCCCUGGUGAUACUCCUGUAGAGAUCAUAGAGCUAAUGAAGAGUUGCUGGCAUCAGGAUCCACAAUGGCGGCCAACAUUCAGAGAGGGCUACAACUUCUUCCUGCCCGUCUACAGGGAGAAGUUGGAGCCAGAUGUAGAAAGGGACUCACUUGGUCUCAGAGACUUGUAUGAGGGGCCUGAGGAGCUGGUGGAGAAGAUGAAAUCUUUAUCGAUGCCUCCUGAGAGCCUUACAGCAGACCGGCCAGCUCCCUUGCUGAGCUCAGACAGUGCUGGGGCUGUCCGUAUAGAAGCUGGUCCAGUGGAGGCCAGCAUUGAGGACCUGAACCUCUUCCUUCCCUGUGAGCCCUCCCUAAUCCAGCCAGAUGCCCGGGCCCUCGGCCCCAUCAGCACCCCCUCGGGUAUGGAGCUCAAACUGGUCAGCAGUUCGAGGUCAAACCUGGAGGUCAAAUUAGCCCAGGAGUACGAGUACCACAAAUUCGGCAGCUACUGCCGGAUGGACCAGCCGGACUUCAGCCCCUACCCUCACCCUGCCACCCCACAGCGCCUCUCCUCACAGGACCUCACUUCCACCAGAGGCCUCCCAGACCUCAGGCCCCCUCAGCCCCCAGUGUCCUCUGUCCAGUCUUGGACCAAAACCCAGGCCGUCCAGCCCAGCAGCGUAGAGGUGGACCCCCUCCUCCAUCUCUCUGACCUGUACGAGGCUACGGCCCCCUCCGGUACCACCACACCAAGACACCAGCUGUCAAGCCACAUCCCUGAGUCCACCAGCAGCCCAUCUCUGAGCCAGGGCAAGUACUCCCCCCAGCAGCAAUAUCCCUACGCCCAGUAUGACCGCCUCCAGUCUUGUCCAGCCUACCCAGUGCCAGAGUCAGCUGCCCCAGACCUCACUGCAGGGCUGCGCCUGAACUCAGGUGCCAAGGUUGGACUUUCACAAGACCCAGCAGGCCUAUUUAUCCAGAACGCCAGUGGGAUCCAGAUAGGCAGCAACAACACACUCAGCAUCAGGGGUCAUGAGUCAUACAGCAGCUCAGCCAGCUCUCUCUCCAACGGGCCCAACUCACUCUCUCUGCUCAAAGAAAACCUGCAGAUGUACGAGGACCAGGCAGUGACGGAGGAGCACCUGGAUCUCCUGAGAGAUAACAUCGGGAAGGACUGGAAGCGCUGCGCCCGUCGUCUGGGCCUGAGCGAGGUGGAGGUGGAGACCAUCGACCAUGACUACCAACGUGACGGGCUGCCUGAAAAGGUGCACCAGAUGCUGGAGCGCUGGAGGAUGAAGGAGGGCUGUGUGGGCUGCACCGUGGGCCGGCUCUGCAGAGCCCUGGAGAACUGUGUUAAAGUCGACCUGUUGAAGAGGCUUCUGCACUCCAGUGGGACCAACAGUUCUCUGUAGGUACAGUAGCCUGUAUCAACUGUAUUCAAUUCCCCCUACCCCUAUACCAGAGGGGUUACUAUUGACUCCAGCCCCCCACCCUCACCCUUACAUUCCUACCAACCAGUCUAACAUGUAAUGAUUGUCAGUUGAAUUGUUAGUAUUGACUUUGAACUACUUACUUACUGUAAGGUAGUCUGGCUGUAAUUUUCUUGCCAUAUGAUAUGGAUAUGAGUGUAGCAGCCCAAAUACACCAUUCCAAUCUUUGGGAAAUCUGCAGUUGCUUCAUCCAUUUUUGGACUUAAGUUAACAAUAUAUACCUAUUUGAUUAUUGAAGGAAGAACUUAUAAAUGCCUCAUGAGUUUACUUCAACUCUUGUGCCACAUCAGAGCCCUAUACUACAAAUCAGGUUUGAGGAGUUGGCGAGGCAACCUUGGUCAAAUCCUCGGGAUAAUCGGCAACACAUUUUUAUCCUGAAUGAAGAGGGCAGCAGGGUAGCCUAGUGGUUAGAGCGUUGGACUAGUAACCAAAAGGUUGCAAGUUCAAAUCCCCGAGCUGACAAGGUACAAAUCUGUCAUUCUGCCCUUGAACAGGCAGUUAACCCACUGUUCCUAGGCCGUCAUUGAAAAUAAGAAUUUGUUCUUAACUGACUUGCCUAGUAAAAUAAAAAAGCUUGUCAUCAUCCCCUCCAUUUGAGGAAGCCGACUGAUUUAAAUGUUUGUAUUAAUCAAAUGUUUUUGUGUGUAAAAAAAAUGGGGCGGCAGGGUAGCCUAGUGGUUAGAGCGUUGGUCUAGUAACUGGAAGGUUGAAAGUUCAAACCCCUGAGCUGACAAGGUACAAAUCUGUUGUUCUGCCCCUGAACAGGCAGUUAACCCACUGUUCCUAGGCAGUCAUUGAAAAUAAGAAUUUGUUCUUAACGGACUUGCCUAUAUAAAUAAAGGUAAAAUAAAUCAAAUAAAAAAUUAUAGCAUUCGCUUUGCAAACUUGUGAUUGUAUUUUCACAUUUGCAACAGCCGCAACCAUAGACAUACAGUGCAUUCGGAAAGUAUUCAGAACCCUUGACUUUGUCCACAUUUUGUUACGUAGCCUAGUGGUUAGUGCGUUGGACUAGUAACUGGAAGGUUGCAAGUUCAAACCCCCGAGCUGACAAGGUACAAAUCUGUCGUUCUGCCCGUGAACAGGCAGUUAACCCACUGUUCUAAAAUAUAAAUAUAUCCUCACCAAUCUACACAUCACAUUUACUUUAGUAUUCAGACCCUUUACUGAGUAUUUUCUUGAAUCACCUUCACCAGCGAUUACAGCCUUGAGUCUUGUCGGGUAUGACACUACAAGCUUGGCACACCUCUAUUUGAGGAAUUUCUCCCAUUCUUCUCUGCAGAUCCUCUCAAGCUCUGUCAGGUUGGAUGGGUAGUGUCCCUGCACAGCUAUUUUCAGGUCUUUCCAGAGAUGUUUGAUCGGGUUCAAGUCCGGGCUCUGGCUCGGCCACUCAAGGACAUUCAGAGACUUGUCCCGAAGCCACUCCUGCAUUGUCUUGGCUUUGUGCUUGGGGUCGUUGUCCUGUUGGAAGGUGAACCUUCGCCCCAGUCUGAGGUCCUGAGCGCUCUGGAGCAGGUUUUCAUCAAGGAUCUCUUUGCUCCGUUCAUCUUUCACACGACGCUUACUAGUCUCCCAGUCCCUGCCACUGAAAAACAUCCCCACAGCAUGAUGCUGCCACCACCAUACUUCACAGUAAGGAUGGUGCCAAUUUCCUCCAGACGUGACACUUGGCAUUCAGGCCAAAUAGUUCAAUAUUGGUUACAUCAGACUAGAGAAUCUUGUUUCUCAUGGUCUAAGACCUUUAGGUGCCUUUUGGCAAAUUCCAAGCGGGCUGUCGUGUGCCUUUUACUGAGGAGUGGCUUCCGUCUGGCCAACUUACCAUAAAUGCCUGAUUGGUGGAAUGCUGGAUGGUUGUCCUUCUGGUAGGUUCUCCCAUCUCCACAAUCGGGUUCUUGUUCACCUCCCUGACCAAGACCCUUCUUCCACGAUUUCUCAGUUUGGCCGGGCGGCCAGCUCUAGGAAUAGUCUUGGUGGUUCCAAACUUCUUCCAUUUAAGAAUGAUAGAGGCCACUGUGUUCUUGGGGACCUUCAAUGCUGCAGACAUAUUUUGGUAGCCUUCCCCAGAUCUGUGCCUCGACACAAUCUUGUCUCGGAGCUGUAUGGUCAAUUCCUUUGACCUCAUGGCUUGGUUUUUGCUCUGACAUGAACCGUCAACGGUGGGACCUUAUAUAGACAGGUGUGUGCCUUUCCAAUUGAUUUUACCACAGGUGGACUCCAAUCAAGUUGCAGAAACAUCUCAAGGAUGAUAAUUGGAAACAGGAUGCACCUGAGCUCAAUUUCGAGUAUCAUAGCAAAGGGUCUGAAUACUUAAGGUAUUAACGUAUCUGUUUUUUAUUUUGAUUAAAUUUGCAAAAAUAUAUUUUUUAACUGUUUUCGCUUUGUCAUUAUGGGGUAUAAUGAGGAGAAAAUGUAUUCGAUACAUUUUAGAAUAAGGCUGUAACGUAACAAAAUGUGGAAAAAGGGAAGGGGUCUGAAUACUUUCCGAAUACACUGUAUAUAUUCAUAUUUAUAAUAAAUAAUGAUUUAUAAUAACAAUCAGGAUUUUGUGUCCAAUGUGGUAUGCAGAUGGAGAAACCACAUGCUUCAUCAUAUGUACAUAAUUUUAUAGCCCCUAUGCUGUGUCAGUUACAGUAGGCUACAGGUGAUUAUGCUUAUUGGCUAAUAGCACAUCUAAUAAAAUAGACCAUGUAUAGGCUAUGUGCAUGGUCCAUUAUGUUAAAAUCAUUUUUACCAAUAUGUUAUUUGGCCCGUUUCUAAAGGUGAAAAUUAUAUUUUAGAUGUUGCAGCAUAAUUUUAUUUUUGUACAUUUUGGAGUAAAAUUUAAAAAAGUUACCAGAACUGAGCUUUUCAUUCCUUCUACAUAAAAAUGAUCCCAGGGAGGACUCCGAACCCCCUAAGCAAGGAGACUGGAAUUGGUUAAACUCGCAGUUUACUAAAUGUAUCAAAUUAUCCCCUUUCCAUAAAAGCAUGAAGGUCAUGCCUUUCCUACGUGAAAGGGGAGGUUAGACAAUCGAUCCGAGAUGAAUGUUUCAGCAUUGUCUCAGUGAAGAGUUCGGCCUUUGACUAGACAUGUGUGACAUGCACACGCAGUUAAAGCCUGCUAGAGUUAAGCAGCAGGCAGACAAGCAAUAUCCACCAUCGUAGUACAGAUGAAGGCUGAGAUGGAAUGUGGAGCUAACUGAAGCUGGCUAGCUUUAUAAAAGUCUAGCUUGCGUCGUAAUUUACCUCUCUGAACUCCAAAUAUUGGCUUGUUUUACUCCAAUGUUUGUAAACAAAGUAAAUGUAAGCAAACACUAUAUAGCCUCCAAACAUGGUUAAAACUAUCAUUUUGAUAUUGUGGAUGGUCAGUCCUUACAUCCAGAAGAACACAUUCCAAACUUGUCUCGACACCCUCGUAAACUCCCAACAGUGUCAUCUUCUUUACUUCCACCACCUGUCAGUCUUUCAAAAAGUGAAUCACUUGGAUAAAACAAGCCUUUGGACUGGAAACAUCUGCUGUGAACUCAGACUCAUUUUAUGUGUCACAGUACGUUCUAAAAAUCCAGUACACUCACUAUCAGAAAUAUGUUUUUAUUCAUAUUUUAUCUUAGUUGAUUUUAAUAUUUUUUAUCAGCACCAAAGAAAAACGGAAGUGAACAUUUAAAAAGAAAUGAUAAUCCUUCCAGUAUAGUGAACCUUGGUCUAGGCGAGCUACGUGGUGUGUAGUCAGUGCAUAUAGAAAUAUAAUGAACUCAUUCUAAUUUUAUGGCUGUGCAGCACCAACACACCCUGAUUCAACCAAUCAUUCGAUCAUCAACAUUCGAGACCUUGAUUAUUUAGGUCAGCAGUAGUUCAAAAGCACACCAUGUACAGUAGCUUUCCAAGAACAGAACAGAGAUGCAUGUUUCCUGUGGACAACAAACAUGUGACUUGACCAGCAUAGACGUCGUUGCUCACCUGCUCUCCACUAGAGGGCAGCAGAAUGUAUGUAUUCCUUGUCAGGUUUGUCUCAUAAUCAUGCGGGACCAGCCUCAUCGAAGGGCUCCAACCUUACACUAUUUAUCCCAUACAGCUGCCAGGCAGGAAUUUCCUCCUCCAUGCAUGACAAUUAGUUACCCCAGUGUACGGCAAAUGAAACAUGAAUGCAUAUGAAUUUCUUUGAGGCAAUUCCCUAUUUGACAGAUUAAAGGUCCGCUGAAAUUGAAACCUCUUGUCUCUAGGCUAGUUUAAAUGAACUAUUGUAGUGUUUUGUGAUACAAAACAGCAGUCACGCACUGCAGGUCUAUUUUCCACCAAAAUGUCUGCUCUUGGACAUGACCCUGAUUGUAUGUCAAUGAAUGUGCUUUGGUGCGUGCUUGUAUGUUAUUUUGACACUUGGCAGUAGCAGUUAGUAGUGUGUGUGCGUGCAUAUGUGUUUCUGCAUGCUUAAAUGUGUGUGUGUGUGUGUGUGUGUGUAUGCAUGCUCAUAUGUGGGUGAGAGAGGCAUCUCAAAAAGAGCUGGUGUUGUCACUUCACUGUGUUUUUAAAUAAAGUCUGUUUCAAGAGAA
Oncorhynchus nerka (sockeye salmon) is the source of this 7351-nucleotide messenger RNA. RefSeq names its product receptor-interacting serine/threonine-protein kinase 1-like. The transcript is spliced from 10 exons. Gene Ontology annotation, biological process: protein phosphorylation; signal transduction. Lineage: Eukaryota; Metazoa; Chordata; Actinopteri; Salmoniformes; Salmonidae. Gene Ontology annotation, molecular function: protein kinase activity; protein binding; ATP binding. The record is from RefSeq and is a predicted model, not a curated record. Gene Ontology annotation, cellular component: cytoplasm. Bases 597 to 2750 code for a protein of 717 amino acids.